CGCAUCUCAUCUGCCAUUACUUCAAUCUCAGCUGAUUUUGUGUCGACUUUGUUGUCGUUCCGUAUUUACAAAACUUGUCAUAAAACGCCCCAAACUUCCGUUGUCACAACAUAAGAACCAGUGCUGUAAUCACCCAUUACAUCAUUGUUCCUGAUGAACCCAUAAAUUUGGUAAUCGGUUCGCAUUUUUCGCCCGCUUGUCGUUCCAAAGAUGGGGGCCGGCGUGAGCGCAGGUGAGAAUAACGACGAUCUCAUCGAUAACCUCAUCGAGGCCAAUUACAUCAAGACGGCAUCGGUGGAAAGGGUGUUCCGGGCUGUGGACAGGGGGGCCUAUUUACUACCGGAGCCCCCAGCUGAUGCCUACAGAGAUGUGGCGUGGAAAAAUGGAAAUUUUCAUAUCUCGGCUCCUUGUAUCUACAGCGAGGUUAUGGAGGGACUGAAGCUCCGUCCUGGAUUGAGUUUUCUUAAUUUGGGCUCAGGGACGGGGUAUUUGAACACGGUGGCUGGACUUAUUCUAGGCAGCUACGGUAUCAACCACGGUAUCGAACUCCACGAUGACGUCAUCCAAUACGCCUACUUGCGCCUCGAAGAGUUCAAAAAACACUCGGGCGCAAUCGACGAAUACGAUUUUUGCGAACCAAAAUUCAUGCAAGGCAAUUGUCUCUGCUUGGUUAGCGGCUACCACUUGUACGAUCGUGUCUAUUGUGGAGCUGCAUGUCCCGAAAAAUACCUAAGCCAUAUAAAAAAUUUGAUCAAAGUUGGUGGCAUUCUGGUGGUGCCAAUCAAUGAACGUCUCGUUGAAAUGCGAAGAGUUUCGGAGACAAGUUGGUCAACGCAUUAUUUGUUGCCUGUUUCGUUUACGAGUCUCGUUAAACCGGAACAAGGUUCUCAGGAAAUUGUGCCGACAUUUGACAUUGAACCUUUGUCAUUGCAAGAAUUGUGCAGGACUACGAUUCGGAAUUUGUUGAGGAAGAUUAUUGAAAUUGAGCAUCCGGCUGUUAAGAAUGUUAGAAAGACGAGGAAGACGUCCAAGAAGAAAAAACCACUCAAAAAAAAUGGUAGAAAGGACACUAAUCCGAAAACCUCCGAAGAGCUCCUCGACUUCUUCUUGUUAACAAUCGCUCGUAAAAAAAGACGUGAUACGGCCACAGCCGACCGCGAUAACUCAUCAAGUUCAGCCAACAACGACGACGAUUCAGACGGUCCUUCGUCAGACAGUGAUGAUUCAUCAUUAGACGAUCCGCUUGAAACAAUGCAGGAAGCUUUCCACGUUUUAGACCGUCAAACUAAUCACGUUGUUCCAUCGACAAGCAAUUCGGACGAAGCCGGCAGUAGCAAACAAUCCGAUGAUGUGAAAAUCGAAAGCAACGUCAUUAUUCACAGAGAGGCCGGUGAAGAGCGAGCCGAAAACAAAGUGAGCUACAAUAUCACGGUUGAACCGAUGCUUGUCGAGGAACAAAACGAGCGUAAAAAUAACCGAGAUAAGUUCGAUAGUGGCUUAGGAGAUGAGCUGCUUAUUUCGGAAUUGCCCGUGGAUAUGGUCGAGGCAAUGUCGAGCAGUAGCGACGAUGAGCAGAGUAGCAAGAGGUGCAAAAGAGGCUUGAAGGAGAAAGAGAAAAGAUUGAGCUCGAAAUGGCGCAAAAUCGAACGGGUCGAUACGCCGAAAAAAUGUGAUAGUGAUGAUAGUUCAGACAAUGAUGAUAAAAGUGAUAGUGAGAGUGAUUAUGUAGAUGCUAUGAAUAGAAUGAAGAUGUACAUGAGUCCGUACAGUGGACACAUGAAGAGUAAGAUCCAACAACUGCCUCUGCCAUCCAAUGUCAAGAAAUUUCUCAACUUUUAUCGGGAAUUUUAAUUUUGCCCUAAAACCGGUCAGUGGAGGAGGAGGUCUCGUAUGUUACGAGUGUUCAAUUGAAAAAAAAAAGAUUCAGUUCAAUUUUUUUUAUUUGGUCAUUCGUUAGAAUUCGUAAAUUUGGUCUAACCGUUUUUUUGCUAUCAUCUUUUGUUUAAGUUUUACCGAAAAUAAAAAAUUCAUAUAUUCGCCUUAUUGGUAUUGAAACAAAGACGGUAUUAAGGUACUUUUUUUUGAAGAAUUUAAUCCUUUUUUUCAAUGAGUUGUUUAACUGAAAUAACAUAAAGUAGUAUUUUUUGUAAUAGAUACCACAGUUGGUUUUGACGUCUUUGGAAAGCCUACUUAUUUCUGAUAUGAAAAAUAUACAAGGUGAAUUUUUAAAAAUGGCAGGUGCUGUAGAAUGUUUAUUUAUGGUUCGAUUUUAAAAAUUAAGAAAUAAACUAUUUAAUGCUUUUAAAAAAAUCUCAAUGUCAUUAGUAUACCGGGUGUUUUAGUUUAGUACUCACACCCUUAUAUUUUUUUUUAUUUUUGUGGAAAAGUAAUACAGUGCAUAAAUAAAAUGAUAUAAAUAAAUGAAAUAAACUAUUUAAUGCUUUUAAAAAAAUCUCAAUGUCAUUAGUAUACCGGGUGUUUUAGUUUAGUACUCACACCCUUAUAUUAUAUAUUGUUUUAUUUUUGUGGAAAAGUAAUACAGUGCAUAUACAGGGUCGCGCAACAAUAUGAAUACUGUUAAAUUAUUAUGGAAACUAUUCAUCAAUACUUAUUGAACUUUGGUAUAUGCUUAUGAGUAUAUCAAGGACGUUAGUGUUGUACCCUAAUAAAAUAGUUGUAAAGUACGGUGUUCUGCAAACGAUUAAAAUGAACAACUUUUUUAUAAUUUUGUUCCUAACAUAUACAUUGCUUGUAGAUAUGGUUUUUACAAGUAUGUUUUAUACGUAUAUUAAGACAAGAAUCAAUUGUGGCUUUAAUUUAAAAAUAGGUAUAUAUAUUCUUUAAAUUGUAAAUUUAAUUUUUUUUUCAUUGAUUGGUUUUUUGAAAUCAUGAAUUCAAAUUUUUUGAAUUCACAAUAUCAAAAGCAUUGUUAACAAACAAAAUAAAUUCAAUCGUAGCAUCAUAAUUUUUAAUUUUUUUUAGUUUUAAUGUAUGUUUACCAAAAAUUAAGUGUCUCAGCUACAUACCUACUUAAUAAUUGUUGUUUAAAAAAUUUAAAAUGCCUUUUUAUUAGCUUACUACAUAAAGGAAAACCUUCAUUUUCCAGCAAUUAAAUUCAAUUAAUUCCCCUUUAUUAUUUUUCUUUUCUCUCCAAAGGCAUUUCUAAUUAAUUUUACCAUAUGUACUAGAUCUGGUAUAACAUAUGUACUAUUUUUACCUAUUUUAGUUUGUAAUGAAUUUUCUUCCAAAAAAACACCUAAUUUUUUGCCACUAAAAAAUUUGUUGAGCAACCAUUAAAACAUUUACUCUACGUUUAAAUGUACAUUUAAACCAUUUGUAAAGAAAUAACCUAUAGAUACUUUCUGUCUAUGACUAAUUGCCACCAUCAUAGAAACUAAAACUUUACGUUUCUUUUCUUGUUUACCUUCCACAGGAAUGGCCUUGUUUACAAAACUAAAAUAAUUAUUUCCAUCAAAUUCAAUUUGUUGUCAAAAUGCCAUCUCGUCAUACACUAAAGAACAGAUCUCACCUCUUUAGAAUAUAAUACUCGUACAUUCCAUUUUUUAAAUCAAAUUUCAACUGACUGUCAAGUUAGUUUUUCUUGAAAUUAUUUGGAUCACAGUUUUAUUAUUAUUGUUACGCUAACAUGAAGUAUGGGGUCUGAUACAUAUUAAUUAAAUAAAUUAAAUUAAAAAAACUGCUAAAAUCUGAUAGCAAAUUUUAAAAUAAUUAUUCAUAGUUUUGUUACGGAACAAUUACCUGGUAUGAAACAUAUAAAUAUAUAAAAAAAAAUUUAAACUAAAGAAGUUAACACAAUAAGUUUGUAGCUCCAGAUUUUUAAAAAUAUAACUUUAGGAAUUUUUUCAACAUUUUUCCCGUAAUCUGCACUUGCUUCUCAAUAACGUAUCACUGAGUUGGUGCGCCAGUUUUUGAGCACCCUGUAGUGUGGUUUGUUAUAUUUUUUUAAUAAACAAGUUACAAGGAUGCAAAUACUAAACAAAAACACCUAGUAUUUUGAACUAUAUUCAACUUUCUUAUUUUUAAUUGGAACCUAUAUUUUUCUUUUUGUAUUUUGCAAGAUAUUAGUUUUUUUUGUAGUGUUUCAAAAAAUUAAUAAAACGUAAUAAAAUCUAGUUGUAUGGUAUUAAACAAAACAAUGCCGUUAUUGCAAUGUCAAAAAGCAACAAAUAAAAAAAAUGUUACCAAUAGUUGUCCAAAUAAACUUGCAACAUAUAUGUUGAAAGAAAGAGAUUAUUUGAAACAAGAGUAUUUUCUAUGCAGAUAUUUUCGUCUGACUGACAUCGAACUAGAUUUUAUUAACUUUUACGAAUUUUUUUUUCAACUUAUUAAACAAUUUUUAAUAUUAUAUUUCAGCUGUUUGUACUAAAAUUUAGUAGUAAAGCAUUUUUCUAAUUAUAAAAAAGCCAUUUGAUUAAUAACUUUAAUUUUUGAAAUCGGAACUUAAGUAAAAUUCUAUUGCGUCUGCCGUUUUUAAAAACUCACCUUGUAUAAAUUAUAAAGUGAUAUCUUCAUACUUUUGACGAAAAAUAUAUUUAAUGGAUAAUGGUAGUCGGCCAUGGAAAAGGUGAAAUUAUCAGAGUUAGUUAUUUUAUAUUAUACAAAUAAAUACGAUGUCACAGAUCAUAAUUCUAUAAAAAAUGUGCAGAAAAUUUAAAAGCAAGUGUUACCAUCAUUAAAUAACAAAUUUUUUUGUAGAUAGUUUAGUGGCAUUGAAAUUUUUAUUAUUUUUUACCAUAAGUGUACUCUUUUUAUUUAUUACAAUGCAUCAAGAAUGUUGUGAAAGUCUAAAUGCUCCUUUAAUUUAAUGGGUGAUUCACACAAAAGCUGUCAUUUUUCAAAACAAAUUUAAUGACAAAAAUCUUUACGGUUUAAUUACGUUGUUAGUUUUAAUAAAUUUUUUGUUAACUCAGAAACUGGGACCCAUAUCAUGGAUCAUUUGAAUUUUCGCAUGGUUGCCACCUUAAAGUAAUUCCUUUCCACACCUACUUUGAUGCACUUUAAUAUGAAACUAAGUAUAGAUAGACACUUUCUUUGUUAAUUAUUAUGGUAUUGACAGGCAAUCAUAAAAUUAAUAAUUAUUCUAACACUUCAUGUCUAAAAACACGGAUUUUUUAUUAAUCGCAAAGAACUUGAUUAAGAAUAAUUUAGCUGGUUUUGCGUUAACUAAUUUGAAAUAGUUAAUUGAAGCUCCAAUAUUUUUUCAUGGCCAACUACAGACAAUCAAAAUAUUAUGUUUAUAUUAUAUGCAAACAGAAUUUUCUAAUGAGACAUCAAUGGGGCUUUUCGAAAAUUGUCAUAGCCACCUAUAACGUUCAUAAAAAAUACUUAAAAACGGGUGAUUAUUUGAUUACAUUUUUCGUGAAAAAUGGUUUCAAAUUAACUGUUUUAGAUUAGAUUGAAAACAAAAGGCGAUGGCGUGAUAUCAGUUUUAAAACCAUAGCAACUAACGUGGCGCCCUCUCGGAAACAAAAGAAAGGCAAGGAUACUUCCUCCACUGAUCAAGAAAGCUGUGUUUGAAUUAAUUAAUUAAUUAAUUAAUUGACUGGACUAACCUGUUUACAUAGAAUAGAGAGGAGUUGUUAGGGUCGUUCUUAAUAGACGCUGUAAUGUUAUAAAUAGGGAUGUAUCUAAAGGAAUUUUAUACAUUGGUGAUAUUCUGGAAAUUAUAUGUUAGAUCUGA
Tribolium castaneum (red flour beetle) is the source of this 5701-nucleotide messenger RNA. RefSeq names its product protein-L-isoaspartate O-methyltransferase domain-containing protein 1. Gene Ontology annotation, biological process: protein modification process. Gene Ontology annotation, molecular function: protein-L-isoaspartate (D-aspartate) O-methyltransferase activity. NCBI's taxonomy places the organism in Eukaryota, Metazoa, Arthropoda, Insecta, Coleoptera, Tenebrionidae. The transcript has 5 exons. The record is from RefSeq and is a predicted model, not a curated record. Bases 211 to 1851 code for a protein of 546 amino acids. Gene Ontology annotation, cellular component: cytoplasm.